This is a messenger RNA of Brassica rapa (field mustard), 3280 nucleotides long. RefSeq names its product B3 domain-containing protein At1g08985. Gene Ontology annotation, molecular function: DNA binding. NCBI's taxonomy places the organism in Eukaryota, Viridiplantae, Streptophyta, Magnoliopsida, Brassicales, Brassicaceae. The record is from RefSeq and is a predicted model, not a curated record.
CAAUUUCGGGUUCUCUGAUUGGUUGAUUUUUCUAUCCUAUGUGGACACCCUCUCCAUGGCUUAUAUCUCCAUUUUAGUAUAGUAUAGAUAUAUAUACAUGUACAUGACUAACUUCAUAAAUAUUAACUGCAAUAAUUUUUUUUCAAAAGUUUAUGGUUUUCUAAAGAAACAUAUUUGGUUCAAUUUAUUGAAUUGAUUGGUGUGUUUUCUUUAAGAAUUCAAGUAUAUGUAAUCAGUUUUAAUAACUUCUAUAGAUUGAUCCGCGCACCCGUGUAGAUAUUAGUUUUUACAUUUUUAUACAUUGAUAUUUAUUUUUCAUAAUUAGUGUUAUAUAUUUUAGAGGUGUCGUAAUAUAAAUAAUUAUAUUCAAAAGACCUGGACCAAAUUAGAUAAAAUAUUUAUUUUUGGUACAAAUAUCCGAACACGUUUCAGAUACAUUUGUUAUUUAUAUAUUUUUGAUUCCUAUACAUCAGAACCAAACUCAUCCAGACCCAUAAAGACCCAACUCAAAAUUCACACAUAAAUUUAUAACUCCAGUGGGAUCUAAUUUUAAAAAAAAAUGAUACCCAAAAACAAUAACCCGUACUUAAAUGGAUAGUCAAUGUUCAUGCCUAACUGAUUUUAUAAACUAAUAAAAAAAUUAUUUCUAUGUGUUUGGAUAGAUUAAGUGAAAUAGAAAGAGUUUGUUAUUUAGUAAAAUAGUUAUAUGGAGUGAAAAAUUAAGUACAAUAAUGUAAUACAUUUUUAUAUUUAAGUUAUUAUUUUAUUUAUAAAAAUUAAGUGCAAUAAAUAUAAUAAUUAUUUUAAAUUUUUUUACUCUGUUAUCUCAGGAUCGGAAAAACCUGGCAAACUAUAAAAAGUCUACGGAAAAAAUCUGCAGCGAGUAUAAAAAUCUAUGACAAAUUAUAAACUUGCUAUAAUAAGACAAAACCCUCCCAAAACAAAUCUGCCAACAGAAAACAAAUCUGCGAACAUAAUUAAAUCAACCAUCAUAUAUGGUAGACAUUUUCUGAAAGUCUGUUAGGGUAUGAAAUCUGCCGCAAUAAGCAUGUGUGAAGAAAUAAAUAUGCCAGAUUAAUAAAAUAUUAAUUGCAUUUCUGUAAAUAUGUUUUUCUUAACUAAAGAAAUAAGGCCAGUCUGGAUAUACAAAACAAUCUAGUAAAUAAAAAAAGUUAUAAGUUAUUCUAGUAAUAAUAACAUGAUUUGGUUUUAUUUAGUAAUCUUCCCUUUAAAUGAACAUCAAAAGAAAAGAAUCUGGAAGGCUCAGUCCCAACUCAAACUUCCAUGAUGUGUUCAUCCAUCGUGAUCUACACUUAACUAGACAUACUAGCUAUCUAGUUCUGUUCUUGUGGAAUGCCUCCCAAUGAGUAAACUAACAGCUCUUUGAGUUAGAAUAGCGGAAAAGACUUGACUUCAGAGAAAUGGAUGGUUUUGUAUUCAAAGCAACUUUGCACUUUUGUGUACCCACUGAACGCAAGAGGUAAAUGAGUGCAAUGGGAGCGAAGAGUCCUCUAUAUUACAGCGGAUGCAUCGGCUCAAAGCUAGCUGAUGCUUAUUUCCCAUCAAAAUAUCAAAUUAUAGAAAGAAACUAUGUAGGUAAUCAUGGUAGCCAUAAACAUAUAGAAUAUUGAAUACGUUUUACUUUUUCUUAAAACCUGAUUUAUGCCUAUGUAUUAUAUAGUCCAAUUUUUAAAAAAUAUAAAUAUUUAUGAGAAAUUAGUUAAUUAAUGAAAUACAAACCAAAUGCUUAUUUUUAUUAAAAUCUAUAUUCUUACAUACAUAAAUAUAAGAAAAUAAGACACCAUAUUUUAAAUAUUUUAAUAAAAUAGUGUUGUAAAUUUAUUAUACUUUUGGUAAUUUAAAAGUAAUGAAAAUGAAUAAAUCAAAUCAUUAAUAUAGAUCCACGCGUAGAACGGACAUAAAACUUAGUUCUAAAAAAUAAAUGCUUGUAAUCACGCUUGUGUGAUAAUCUCUAGAUUUAUUAUUGUUAAUAGUAAUUUGAAGUUUCAAUAAUAAAUGUUAAAAGAAUAAUUGGAUUAACUGUAAAAUCUAAAUAUAUCUCAAAAUGCGCAAUUACAUUGGGUUUAGAAUUAAAAAAAUUAUAAUAUCAAUAUCUUUUAAUGAUUCUGAGAUAUUGCAAUAUAUUUAGCUUGUACAUAUGGGAGUAUGUGUUGUAAGGAUUAAAAAAUCAAGGUUUUUGCAGUAGCAUAACUAGAAUAAAUGAUUAGUUUAACCUAUAAAUUUUUUAAUUAGAAUAUGAUGGCUUAGAAAAUGCUUCCAUAUAAGUUUCUUAAAUUAGAUAAUUGAUUUUAAGAUCAUUAAUACUGUUAACAUUAUAAACAUUGAAGACAAGGAACAUUGUUUUGCCGAGAACUAUAUAUAUAUAGAUGUGUUGAGCUCUUAUCUCCUCAAACAUUUCAUUUUCUGAAAGAUUCUUAGUUAAAAAGUUCAAGUGUUACUAGUCUAGUAAAAUGGAUCCCGAUAUGAUGACAAAAAGGGUGUUAACAGACACCGAUCUUUCCACACAAGGUUGGUUGAUUUUACCAACACAGAAGAUCGAGAACAUAGAAAAGAACCUGGGAUUUACGUUACCCCGAAAUGGUGCUCAGGUGGAAAUUCUGGACAAUGACAAGUCCUAUUGGGUAAACCUUAAUAAAAACAAAGCUGGUUAUUAUAUCGGAGAAGGGUGGAAAAAAUUCAGAGAUGAAAGAGAUCUCAAAACAGGGGAUGUCAUCCAAUUAUAUUGGAAAGAUACAAAAUUCAUUUUCUCUAUGUGCCCAACGGAAGCAAGUCAGAAAGGAGAAAGCAGCUCCUCUAUUGAUCAAUGGGAGAAUAAUAAAUCAUACAUAAAAAUAAAUAAAUAAAUAAAUAAUGCAAAAUAAAUGUUGUUGGGUCAACUUAACAAAAGUUGUAUGAAAAAUAUAAUAAAUGUUACUAUCUGGUUUCAUAAACAGUGUUACUUAGACAUUUUUUACAUAUACUAGAGCUUUUCCCGGGCUACGCCCGGGUUUAUUUUCAUUAAUUUUAAAAUAGUAUGUUAGUAUAUUUAAAGAUAUAGUAUAUACUGAAAACUGUGAUAAAUAUAAAUUACUAAAAUAAAAUUUAAUUAUAAUGCAAACAAAAAUAAUUAUAAAAUCUAUUAUAUUAUCACAGUAGAAAAACAGGUUAAAAUCUCAAUCAUUUUAAAUUUUGAUUUCGUAACUCCUCUGUUCAUUAUAUCUUUCUGAUUCGUAUUGUAUAAUUAGUGGCUAAAAAGUUUAAGUUCUUACCAAGAAAACUA